Penaeus monodon (black tiger shrimp) is the source of this 2589-nucleotide messenger RNA. RefSeq names its product alkaline phosphatase-like. The record is from RefSeq and is a predicted model, not a curated record. Gene Ontology annotation, molecular function: alkaline phosphatase activity. The transcript has 11 exons. The coding region runs from base 335 to 2023 and encodes 562 amino acids. Lineage: Eukaryota; Metazoa; Arthropoda; Malacostraca; Decapoda; Penaeidae. Gene Ontology annotation, biological process: dephosphorylation.
CAUCUAUUUAAAAUUAAAACAAAAAAGAGGAAGAUCCAUGACAAUAAUUCCUGUGUCACGUCAUGAGGCAAGACCUUCAGAAAAAUGGUCAUGACCUUUGAGUUGUGACAUUCCAGAAAAGAAAAAAAAAAAUAGAACGAAUGGCCUAGGUUGGCGGCGAAUCUCCAGCCCUUCGAAGACGCGGGAAUUCAACAGGCCACGCCCACCCGUACGUUCGGGCGAGGGGAGGCGACGAGGCCACGGGAGUCAGCCGGAGGGUCAGUCUCGUCUGGGUGGCCGCCGCGUUCGGAUAGGAGUCAGCACUCACCACCGUCGUCCGCUACCAAUUCCCACCAUGAAGUCGUUAGCACUGACCAACGUCCUAUUCCUCCUCCACAUCGUCCUUGUCUCUGGGGCGCCUUUCAUUGCCAAGCGGUACAGGAAAACUCAAAGGGAAGACCAGAAUUACUGGAAUAACCUGGCGCAGAACGAGCUGAAGCGAGCCCUGGGCGUGGAGAAGAACACGAACGUCGCCAAGAAUGUUAUCCUGUUCUUGGGAGACGGCAUGAGCAUCCCGACCCUCACGGCUGCCAGGAUCUACAAGGGUCAGCAGAAGAAUCGCGGAGGAGAGGAAGGGCACCUUACUUUUGAAUCCUUCCGUCACAUGGGGCUCUCCAAGACAUACAACGUCGAUAAACAAGUACCAGACAGUGCUGGGACGGGCACAGCUUACCUAACCGGCGUCAAGACAAACUACAAGACGAUUGGUUUCGACGCCUCCAUCAAAUACAAUGAUUGUCAGACUAUGUACGAGGACAAUAAGGUGUUUUCCAUUGCCAAGUGGGCCCAAGAUGCCGGCAAGAGGACAGGUGUUGUGACUUCUACCAGAGUGACCCAUGCCACGCCAGCGUCCACCUAUGCUCAUGUCGCGAACCGAGACUGGGAAUGUGACGGCUCUAUUACGGCUGAAGACAUGGAAAAAUGCCCCGAACUGAAGGACAUCGCGAGGCAGUUGAUCGAAGAUGAGCCCGGCUUUUCUCUGAACGUAAUCAUGGGUGGCGGUUACCAGAACUUUGUCGCCAACGCCACGGACAGACCCAAUGACCCCUUGGACAACCAGUGGGCCAGCUGCAAGAGGAAUGAUGGGCGAGACCUGGUCAAGAGCUGGCUGCAAAAGAAGCACGAAAGUGGAGUCAAGCACCAAUUCGUCCGGACCAAAACAGAACUGAAUGAUAUCGACACCUCGGACAUCGAAUAUCUCUUUGCACUGUUUUCCAACGGCCACAUGCCCUACGAGCACGAGAAGAAGAGCCUGGACCUGGACGUGCCAACGCUGGCCGAAAUGACUGAAAAGGCGAUCGAGAUCCUCUCAGCUCAAAACAACGGCUUCUUCUUGCUGGUUGAGGGUGGCCGCAUUGACCACGCCCACCACGACACCCUAGCUCACCGCGCCCUUGACGAGGCCGUAGCGAUGGAUGAAGCUAUUGAAAAGGCCUUGGACCUCACUAGUGAAGAGGAUACGCUCAUCGUUGUCACCGCUGACCACGCGCACACCAUGUCUAUCAGUGGCUAUCCCAGUCGUGGACAGGAAAUUAUUGGCCUCGCCGCUCUGGGUGACGAUGGCCUGCCAUACACCACACUCAUGUACGCCAACGGACCCGGCUACAACUACACCACCGUCAAGGAUGAGAGUGAGGGCGGGUACCUAGUGUCCCGCUGGAACAUCUCGCAGGAAGUAGCAACAGGAUGGGACUACACUCAGCUAGCGGCCGUACCCAGGAACUCAGAGACCCACGGCGGUGAUGACGUUGCUAUUUAUGCCAACGGUCCUAUGGCUCACCUGUUCCACACUCUUCACGAGCAGAACUACAUUGCCCACGCCAUGGGAUAUGCAGCAUGUAUUGGAGCUAAUCAAGACCAUUGCAAGAGUCAGAGUACUACGACCGAACUGUAUACUGAAACAACCACUGCUGGUGGAUCAACAGCUGCUGCACUUCCUGGUGUGGUUCUAGCGCUGCUCUCAGCUUUGUGGUUACAGCACUGAAUGUGCCACUUUCCACGUCAUACCAUUUAAAUUAGAAUAUGCGGUUUUAUCUUCCAAAUACUUGAAACACAUUGGUAAUUUCGAGACCAGUGACAGCAGCUAACUGACAGAAUGUGAAAUUUCAAGACCAGUAACAGCAGCUAGUUUAUUAAUUCCUACAUCAGAAUUACAAACUUAUUGCACUAGUUAUGAGAAGCACUGCAUUUACACUAAUUUUAUAUUUCUUAUUGUAAGAAAUAAGAUAUUAUGUGAUUUUCAGUAUGAAUUAUCUGACAUAUUUGAAUUAAAGAACAGAUGUUAUUAUUUCCUUUUGAUAUUUUUAUGUGUAUGGGAAAUUCUUUGUCCGUUCUUGUUGCAUAGUAACUGGAUAUUAUGCAUUUCUAACAUAAGGUACAAGUGUCAAGUGUCCAAUGGUGCUAAUGAGGGGCCAAAUACUUAUUAAGGUAACUGAAAACUGGUGCUACUAUCUUUAAAACUUGAGUGUUAAAAUGGUUUGUGUGAAAUUUAGUGUCUCAGGUAUUACUUUGGCAGGAGUUAUGGUAGCUUGUGAAGAAUCGCAAGGAAAA